Molecule: messenger RNA, 1764 nt
Organism: Asparagus officinalis (garden asparagus)
Lineage: Eukaryota; Viridiplantae; Streptophyta; Magnoliopsida; Asparagales; Asparagaceae
Product: F-box/kelch-repeat protein At3g61590
Exons: 2
Coding region: 331-1539 (402 amino acids)
Molecular function (GO): protein binding
Source: RefSeq, a predicted model, not a curated record
UUAUCUGUCUCUUGUUGCCCCCCCACCCCUCCCCUCUCAGAGCAUAAAAGGGCAUACGAUGAUGGAGAUGGGGAUGAAGAAGCCCAUCUCGUCUCUUGCCCUCUUCGAUCUCUCUGAUGUUGAGAUUUGAUGAAAAAUGGACCUUUGAGGUUCGCAUCCGGGUUGAAAUCUGGAGAUUUUGAUCGAAAUUGGAGAGACCCAUGGCUUGAUUUCUUCGUUUUAUUGGCUAAUAUUGACGGGUUUGUGAAAAAUCUCAGAUUUUGGUGGCUUUUGCUUUGUGUUAUUGGCUAAUAUUGAGGUUCUUGCUAGUGCUUUUGUUGAAUUUUCUGUAUGGAGGGUGAAGCAUCAUGGGACCUUUAUCCUCUCAGCCAUUUCAGAGUCGAGUUAACUAGUUACCGAGCAAUUUCUGAGCACAACGACACUUGUGAAGAGGGCACAAUUUCCAUAGAUAACAUACUCCCCGAUGAUAUAUUAGAGAGAAUCCUCUCUUUUUUGCCCAUUGCUAGUAUAUUCAGAGCCUCGUCCGUGUGCAAAAGAUGGUAUGAUAUCGUUAAUUCAAGAAGGUUCCUAUGGGCCGUCAAGCUCCCCCAAAAGCCAUGGUACUUUAUGUUCACAUGUAAUGAUUCUGCUUCGGGUUAUGCAUAUGACCCUGUUCUUCGCAAAUGGUAUAAUUUCGAACUCCCUUGCAUUGAGCAUAGCAAUUGGUUUAUCUCUUCUUCGAGUGGACUGGUUUGUGUUAUGGAUAAUGAUAGUAGAAGUCACAUUUUUGUUUGUAAUCCAAUCACAAGAGAUUGGAAGAGGCUUGUUGAACCUCCGGGAGUCCAAUACCCUGAUUAUAGUGCUCUUGCCAUAUCUGUGGAUAGAGAGAAUCAUACCUAUAACGUUGCUAUGGCGAAAUCUAAGCAAGUUCCUGGUGAUUAUCUAAGAUGGGAGUUAUCUAUUCUCAUAUAUGAAUCUGAGACUCAAUUGUGGGUGACUUCCAUUAAAGAGGUUUUAAUGGGAUGGAGGGGAGGUGAUGAGUGUGUUAUAUGCAAUGGAGUGGUUUACUGUUUAAUUCACUCCACGGGCAUUUUGGGAAAUUCCGACCUCCGCCAUGGACUCAUUGUUUACAAUCUUACAACAAGAUUCCCUCACAAUUCAAUUUUGCAAACUUUGAUUCCGGCCCCUUGUCCUCUUACUUGUGGCCGGUUAAUGAACUUGAAAGAUAAAGUGGUGAUGGUUGGUGGUAUUGCAAAGUAUGAUAGGCCGGAUAUUAUCAAGGGAAUUGGUAUUUGGGAGCUUCAUAAAAAAGAAUGGAGAGAAAUUGCUCGAAUGCCUCAUAAAUUUUUUCAAGGAUUUGGAGAACUUGAUGAUGUUUUUGCAAGCAGUGGUUUUGAUGGUCUCGUCUAUAUUCAGAGUUAUGGAUCUACUGCUUUGCUUGUGUUUGAUAUGAAUCAGAAGCAGUGGAAAUGGUCUACAAAGUGUCCUGUGACAAAGAGGUUUCCUCUUCAGCUUUUCUCUGGUUUUUGCUUUGAACCGAGGCUUGAAGUUACUGCUUGAUUUCAUUGUUCUCUGUGUUGCGAUUCUCUUUUGCAGAGGAAGGUUUUUAUGGAUUUGGAGAAAGGUAUAGAAGUUUGAUAUUUUUAUAUAAUUAUUGAUGAAAGUGUUGGUGAUCAAAAUAUUUAUCUUUUUUGUUUUUGUUCUUUGCUACCUUCUUCAUGAAGCUUAAGCUUGUGACAUGUUUAAGCAGAGUUGAUUAAUAGAAAGUUAAAUUUCUGCUUCAUA